AUGGAAGGUGAAGACGUUUGGGAAACACAUGUUGCAGACAAUGACUAUGAAAUUAAUACAGAAUAUCCACACAAUAUUAGGAAAAAAUCUACAGGAAAAAUUGUGAGUGAACAUAUAACAAAGAAAGGUUAUGUCAAGUUAUCUCUCAAUGGUUCUGAAAAAGCAAAGCAUAGACUAAUAGCAGAACAAUGGAUUCCAAACCCAGAUAACUUGCCUCAGAUAGACCAUCAAAACCAGAUAAAAACCGACAACAGAGUUGAAAAUUUGAGAUGGGUAAAUAAUAGAACAAAUGCUCAAAAUAGGAAAAGUUAUGCAGGAAAUGACUUUACAUACGUAGAUGAAAUAUCUGAAGAUGCUAUUGAGGUUAAAAGAUAUGGAAAGCAUGAGUUCGAAGAUUUAUUCUAUGACCCUGAACAAGAACUCUUCUAUUUCUUCAAUGGUUUGAGGUAUAGAGAGAUGAAUAUCUUAGAAGAUAAGAAUACUAGUCAGUUAUAUAUAAUGGCUAUAGAUAUUAUGAAUAGACGAACAAGAAUAUAUUAUAGUAAAUUCCGAAGAGAAUACAAAAAUAUAUGA
Messenger RNA from Trichomonas vaginalis G3, 573 nucleotides. RefSeq names its product HNH endonuclease family. Lineage: Eukaryota; Parabasalia; Trichomonadida; Trichomonadidae. The record is from RefSeq and is a predicted model, not a curated record. The transcript has a single exon. Bases 1 to 573 code for a protein of 190 amino acids.